UUUUAAGUUAUGUGCAGCACGCACAAACCUUGUUUACUUGGGAUUACCCCGAAUAAAUUAUCACUAAGUAAAGUAAUAUGUAGUUAUGCCUUAAUUAAAGUUAGUAUUUAACUGUCUGUGUUUGUAAUUGGUUGUCAUAGAAGAUGAAUAAGGCUCUCGUUUUCCUGACUAUCUUGAAGGUUGUUUGGUGUGACUUAGAAUACUACUAUGACGACUUCAAUUUAAGCGAAGAACAGGGAAGUGAGCCAGGUGCAUCAUGCAGAAUGGCUGAUGGAACUCAGGGAAAAUGUGUGCAAUUUUUCCUGUGUGACAGUAAUGAUAAAAUUAUUAUGGAUGGUCGGACUGUCAUCGAUAUACGCGAAACAGAAUCGGUAUGCCAUUCAUACCAGGAUAUUUGCUGUGGGCUUUCUUCCAUAAAAGAUGAUGUGAACCCCAUUACUCCUAAACUGGCCCAGCGUAAGGGUUGCGGCUGGCGGAACCCAGACGGUGUUGGUUUCAAGAUCACAGGCGCAGAACAUGGUGAGGCUUAUUUUGGAGAGUUCCCGUGGAUGGUUGUUAUUUUCAGCAUUGAUAGUCCUGAUGUGCCGAUUGGCGGCGGAUCUAUCAUACAUCCUCGCGCCGUGCUGACAGCAGGUCAUACAGUCAACAAAGUACGGAAACUAAAGGUCAGAGCUGGAGAGUGGGAUUUGAAUUUAUCGACAGAAUACUAUCCACACCAAGACAGGGAUGUUGACACUGUCAAGGUCCACCAUAAGUUUAAUAAGGAUAAUGGUGCUAACGAUAUUGCUAUCCUGUUUUUGAAAAAGGCAUUUGAUUUGGCACCAAAUGUCGGAGUAGUGUGUCUACCUCCUGCGGGAAUCAGAGCUGUUGGGGAUACCGAAUGCUUUGCUUCUGGUUGGGGAAAGAAAAAAUUCGACUCUGAACAGAAUUAUCAGAAUAUAUUGAAAAAGGUAAAUCUUCCAGUAGUUGAAAGAGGGGAAUGCCAGAUUUUACUCCAGAAAACUAGAUUGGGACCUUUCUUCCAACUAGGUUCUUCCUUCAUGUGCGCGGGUGGAAGACCUGGCCAGGACACCUGCUUAGGUGACGGUGGCUCACCUCUAGUGUGUCCUGUGGAGGGUGAUGCAGACCGAUACGUUCAGAAUGGUAUAGUGUCUUGGGGCAUCGACUGCUUCAACGGUCAUCCUGGAGUUUACGCAGAUGUCGCCAUCCUGCGGGAAUGGAUUGACUUCCAGAUGGAUGCCAGAGGCUACAGCAAUGAAACUUACAGUAUUUAGGAUAACACAUUAUGUUCACCUUGUUUCACCAGUAUCCCAAAACUGUUUCAUAGAAUUAACAGGAUUUUGCCCUAUGCUGCCCUGGGGUAUAAAAAGAAUAAGGAAGUUCCAGACCCUAGGGUGUUGCAAGAGGCGACUAACAUUUACCAGUGGGAGGCCUUUUUGCACAGAAUACCGGCUACAUUAUGGGUACCGCAACGACGCCUUUUCCUGCCGUGAAACUGUAAUGUGUAAGCAUUAUUGUGUUUCGGUCUGAUGGGCGCCGUAGCUAAUAAAAUUACUAGGCAAAUGUACUUAACAUCUUAUGUCUCAAGGUGACGGGUACAAAUGUAGUGCCGUUCAGAAUUUUUGGGUUUUUCAAGAAUCCUGAGCGGCACUGCAUUGUAAUGGGCAUGGCGUAUGGCGUAUCAACUACCAUCAUCUGAACGAAUAUAUAAAGCUAACUUGCCUAAAAUAUAAAAAUGCCAUCCCAAGUUUUUGAUCGUUUUACAAGAUGGUGCCAUAAAGUAGAAAUGGCUUAGGUAAAUACGAAACGUGUUUUAUUUAUUAGAAUCCUAAUUAUUAAUACCGCUAUAAUAAAGGUGAAAUCAUUGAUGUAAUUUAAUCAAAGAUAGCUUAAUAUUUUAUUUAAUAUUAAGUAUGGCUACAACAGACAAGCCAUAGCCAAUUUUGGACCAGAUAUUUUCAGCAAUAAAGCCUUAUUAAAUUUAUACGUUUAGAUAUGCUGUGAGCUGUGAAAACUUAGUCUAUUCGACAAGUUGAAAAUGGUACAAAAUACAGAUACUUCUCUUAAAAUUAUGUGCGACAGCUCAUUGGAUCUGGAAUGACGCCUAGAGAAAUGUGCCAAAAUCGUGUAUUUAGCACAUACAAAAUUGCAAAAGUUAUAAACAAUUAAAGAUGAAAAAAAAUGGCAUCUCGGUUUUUGCCAAUAUUUCACAAACUAUUAAUAUUUAAGAAAUUUCAAAGAAAAAGAUAGAUUCUGAAAGAGGAGGAAAUUUCCAAUAAAAAACUCCUAACUCCCGAAACUCUAUCUCCAUUAUUUAUAGUUCUCAUCUUAGCAGUAUCUCUAUUUUGUACCAUUUUCAACUUGUCGACUAUACUAUGAGAAAUAAAUUGCAGCGAACUAUUCUCUCAGAGCUUCUAAUCGCGAGUGUAAUAUGUAAUUGUCAUGCAAACGUAGUAAACCUGGCCUGUUGUCAUUCAUUGCCUAACAGCAAGUCUUUUUGUAGACGUUUAAUUAUAUAAGUAUAAAGCAUUUUAUUUUUUUAAUAUGUUCAUUAAAGAUAUUGUCAAAUACA
This is a messenger RNA of Leptidea sinapis, 2572 nucleotides long. Its product is annotated as phenoloxidase-activating factor 2-like. The record is from RefSeq and is a predicted model, not a curated record. Bases 144 to 1274 code for a protein of 376 amino acids. Gene Ontology annotation, molecular function: serine-type endopeptidase activity. Gene Ontology annotation, biological process: proteolysis. The transcript has 9 exons. NCBI's taxonomy places the organism in Eukaryota, Metazoa, Arthropoda, Insecta, Lepidoptera, Pieridae.